Molecule: messenger RNA, 265 nt
Organism: Sphaeroforma arctica JP610
Lineage: Eukaryota; Ichthyosporea; Ichthyophonida
Exons: 2
Source: RefSeq, a predicted model, not a curated record
AUGGUACUACACAUUGAGGGCCAUUUGUUCGACAAGAAUCUGCUUAACCGGCUCAUGGAUAUCGCUGUAGAUUCACCCUGUGACUUUGAGGUGCAAGACAUACAGUGUGCUAGUCGCAACGAAAACAUCUCGCACUGCAAACUGCGAUUCUGGGGCAAUUCGACCGGAGCGGAUGAUCUGGUACUAUUGAAGAAACAGAUAGGCACUAUGGUUGAGGCUAACGCGUUAAUUUCCGACUGCCGCAUGACCCAACUCUCCGCUACAG